UCUCACUCUCUCUGCCCACAGGUGCGUUUGUCGUUCACCGCGGCGGUGUGGAUUAUAUAUGUAGACUACAGAAACCACCCAGAAACUACGUGUUUGGGAUGAGCGGCAAAGCCUCGGCGGAAUACCCGUUUCUUCUUCCACAGUGAGGGACCCCGCUGGUCUUCAGCAUGACCUGGCCGAGAAGAGCGUUGUCUCAUAGGUAAAACGAGCUCACGGCAGAGUGUGAGUGGAGAUGGUCACGUGGGCUGCCUUGCUGACACUAUGCUCAUGGAUACAGAUGCACGUGGUCGCCUCAGGACUGUACACAUGUCCCACAACCCCUCGCAAGCUGACGGAUUUCACUGUAACAUACUCCCUCGCCCGCUUCACCGAGAAACCCAUACAGAACAUUGUGGUGAACUCGUACCCGCGAGAGGUAUAUGUGGCAUCUCAGAAUGUAAUCGAGGCAGUGAAUGACAGCAUGAAUAAAACUUGGGAGGUGCGAACCGGCCCGCUGGGCAGUCCCGAGUGUGACACCUGCCGGGCGUGCGACGUCGAAGCAGACCCCGAGGAUGCGGUGGACACGGACAACAAGGUUUUGCUCUUGGAUCCUGCUGGAGAACUCUUGCCCUACCUUUACGUUUGCGGGAGUAAUCGAUACGGGAUCUGCCAGUUCCUGGAUGUAAGCGCUUCAAAACCCGAGCCCCAGUGUUUAUACAACAAAAAUAGGAACUCUCCGUCCUCCUGUCCUGACUGCUUGGCCAGCCCGCUGGGCACCAUGGUCAACAUUGUUGAGCAGGGUGUCACCUCAUUCUUCUUUGUAGCCUCCGCUUUGAAUGGGAGCGUGGUCAAGAAGUAUCCGAGGCGCUCCAUAUCAGUGUUAAGACCACUCGCAACUGAGGAUGGCUUUCAUAUGGUCACCAACGGUCUGACCGUGCUCCCUAAUCUACUGGACUCUUAUCAUAUCGAUUACAUCUAUAGCUUCUCCACCAGGGACUAUGUCUACUUUCUGUCCCUUCAAAGAGAAAAUUCCUUUAAGAACAAUUCACCUUUUCAGACACGUCUGGGCCGCCUGCCCGUGUUGAUACCCGAGAUCUGGAUGUACCGAGAGGUGGUCCUGGAAUGCCGGUAUGAGCCUAAACGCAGGAGGAGGCGGAGAGACGGUUUUAGGGACACGGUGUAUAACGGACUGCAAGCCGCCUACUUUGGCCAUGCAGGGAGGGACUUGGCAGUGGAGAUGAGCGUGAAUGAAAAGGAAGACAUCCUGUAUGGGGUCUUUGCCGAGGUGGACGAGCAUGGUAAACCCUACAGGAACUCGGCCUUGUGCGCCUUCCCCAUGUCAAAGGUAAACAAGGCCAUUGAUAGGGGCGUGGAAGACUGCUGCAAGUCAGGGCGAGAGCGGCUGUCCAGAGGACUGUGUCACUUCCAGCCCUGUGAGAACUGCCCACAUGAAAGCUCAGAGAACAACGACACAUGCACCACCAAGCCCACUCUGGUGUCCAAGCCGUACUACAGACUGGACAUCUUCAACAGGCAAAUGAGAGAUGUCCUCUUUACUACUGUCCUGGUCACCACCCUGGGGAAUGACACCUUGGCGCACUUUGGCACGUCGGAUGGCAGAAUCCUGCAGGUCAUUUUGACGCUUUCCAGUCACAUAGUUUAUGCCAACUACUCUCUGGGAGACACUGAGGUCUCCAGGGUGGCUGCCGUGUAUUCACAGGAGUCACUCCUCUUUUUGGUUGGAAAUCAGAUGUUCAGGGUACCUGCUGUAGGUCCAGGGUGUGCCCACUUCAUGACCUGCUCCACGUGUUUGAUGGCGCCACACUUCAUGAACUGUGGCUGGUGUUCGGGAGUCUGCUCGAGGCAGCACGAGUGCGCAUCACGGUGGACCAAACAAUCCUGCUCGCCCGUCAUCACGGAAUUUUUCCCCAAGACUGCCCCGGCUGACGGUGAGACGGAGUUGGUUUUGUGUGGGUGGGAAUUCCAGUCUCCUCUGCGGCCUGCGAUCGUCGACAGCAAAACCCACGUGGUCAGGAUGGGUGCAGAAACCCCAUGCACAGUCCUACCGGGGAAAAGCGACAGUGAACAGUUAGUAUGCAAGAUUCAGCGGCAGGGAAGAGCACCAAACCAAGUUCUCAACAUUACUGUGGACGUGCACGAGAGGAAGGUGGAGGGUGGCUACUCAAUUGAGGGUCAAGCACAGACACAGGGUUUCUCCUUUGUGGAGCCUAGUAUUACCAAAAUCAGGCCUGACAACGGGCCCAGGAUUGGAGGAACACUUGUUACACUGACAGGCAGGCAUCUUGAUUCUGGGAUGGACAGAAAAAUCUUCCUCGGUGGGAAACGUUGCCCCGUUCAAAGUGUCUCUGGAGGAAGCGGAGCUACGUCUUCCAUCGUGUGUCUCUCUAAUGGGAUGGCGGCGGUGGGACAGGUACCAGUGAAGGUCCUCAUCGACGGCUUUCAGGUGUCCACCGCAAAAAUGUUCUCUUACAAGGAAAACCCUUUCAUCAUGGCUGUAAAUCCCCACUGCAGCUUCAGAAGGGGCUCCAAGAUAGUGAUCGAAGGCCGGAACCUGGACUCUGUGCACAACACCGUCAUCCAGUACAAAUCCAGUCACCCUGCAGUGAAACCUCUUCAACAGAUCUGCGGCGGGGCAGUUAAUGCCACUCACAUGGAGUGUGUGGCCCCUGCCUUCCCAGGAGACAUUUCAGAGGACAAGCCGGACACUGGACAGAUUUCCUUUGACAUGGAUGGAGCACGUGACCUCUGGACGAGGCGUUUCGACUUCCACCCCGAUGCCAAAAUCAUCCCCUUUGAAAACGACGACCGGGUAUUUAAUCUAAAGCCGGGGGACAGCGAGGUUUCUCUGCAUCACCAGAAGCUGAAUGCAGUGAACUCAUGCAUGCAGAUCAUAAUGACCAUCGGGGGCGUGGACUGCAACGUCCAGGUUCUGCUGAAUGAGCUGACCUGCAGAAUCCCCAAGGACAUGGUUAUCCCGGCCGAGGGGUAUCCUGUCAGGGUGUCCGUGAACGGGGAGGUGUACGACGUGGGCAUGGUGGUCAUUGUUGACAAAAACAGCAGCACAGUUAUCGGUGCCAUUGUUGUGGGCAUCUUUGCGGCGCUGGCACUGGGCGCUGUGCUUGCAUAUGCUGUCAUGACCCAGUUGAGGAAAAAGAAGAAAGCCAAAGUGGAAUUCCGUUUAUCCCGUAUGUCAGUUCGAAGCCACGUGGAAGGCACCUCUGAAGCGUCGCCGUCAGGUGACUACAGGCGAGCCCUGUCCAGUCGGACGUCCGGUUCAGGAGGCAUGGCCUUCCACGGCAUGCUGUACGCUGCCAGCUAUGAUCCCAUGUCCAUCCCUCUGAUGCCCCAGGACAACAUCUCAAUGGUCAGUUUAAGUUCAGAGCUCCUGGAGGAGGUCAAAGGUGUGCUGAUCCCUGCCGAGAAGCUCAGAGUUCAGCAUGGCGAGAUUAUAGGCAAAGGUCACUUUGGCACAGUAUACCAUGGAUACCUUAAGGACCACAAUGAUCAAGAGAGUCACUGCGCUGUUAAGUCACUGAACAGGAUCACAGAUCUUGUGGAGGUGAACCAGUUCCUGAGAGAAGGCAUCAUAAUGAAGGGCUUCCAUCACUCUAAUGUACUAUCUCUACUGGGCAUCAUGCUACCAAAGGAAGGGCUUCCCCUGGUGGUCCUGCCCUACAUGAAGCACGGAGAUGUACGCCAUUUCAUCCGCUGUGAGAAGCGGAACCCAACAGUGAAAGACCUGAUUGGCUUUGGACUACAAGUGGCCAAAGGGAUGGAGUACCUGGCCCAAAAGAAAUUUGUCCACAGAGAUCUGGCUGCACGUAACUGCAUGCUCGACGAGUCCUUCACAGUUAAGGUGGCAGAUUUUGGCAUGGCAAGAGAUGUCUUUGACAAGGAAUACUACAGCAUUCAGAAUCACAAAAAGGCCAAGCUGCCAGUCAAGUGGAUGGCCAUAGAGAGUCUGCAGACACAGAAGUUCACCACCAAGUCUGACGUGUGGUCAUUUGGCAUUUUGCUGUGGGAGCUGUUGACCAGGGGUGCCAGCCCCUAUCCGGAUGUGGACCCCUAUGACAUCACCAAUUUCUUGCUGAAGGGACGUCGGCUAGCUCAGCCACAGUUCUGCCCAGAUGCCUUGUUUUCCAUCAUGCUGGUGUGCUGGGACCCCGAGGCUGACCACAGACCUGCAUUUCACAUUCUGGUGCAGGAAAUACAGGAGAUCCUGUCCUGCCUCGAGGGAGAGCACUACAUCAACCUGAAGGUUACCUAUGUGAACUUGGACCAGCCAAGGCCCUACCCUGCCAUGACAGCAUCCGCUGACGAGGCUGAGGCUUCAGACUGUUCAGACUGCGACUCAGAGACUCGUGUUUCCAACUGAGGGUGGUGGUGAAUCACUAAAAAUCCUGGAUGGGUAGCCAGGAUCAGAUGAGGAAAAAAUGUGUGGGUGGUGGGGACUCUCCCCCCCACCCCCCAUUUUUCUCCCCAAUUGUAUCCGGCCAAUUAUCCCCACUCUUCUUAGCCGUCCCGCUCGCUGCUCCGCCCCCUCUGCCGACCCGGGGAGGGCUGCAGACUACCACAUGCCUCCCCCGAUACAUGUGGAGUCACCAGCCGCCUCUUUUCACCUGACAGUCAGGAGUUUCACCGGGGGGACGUAGCGUGUGGGAGGAUCACGCUAUUCUCCCCAGUCCCCCCCCCCCCCGAACAGGCGCCCCGACCGACCAGAGGAGGCGCUAGUUCAGCGACCAGGACACAAACCCACAUCCAGCUUCCCACCCACAGACAAUGCCAAUUGUGUGUGUGCGUGUGCGCGUGUGUG
Molecule: messenger RNA, 4813 nt
Organism: Lampris incognitus (smalleye Pacific opah)
Lineage: Eukaryota; Metazoa; Chordata; Actinopteri; Lampriformes; Lampridae
Product: macrophage-stimulating protein receptor-like
Biological process (GO): phagocytosis; multicellular organism development; cell migration
Cellular component (GO): membrane; signaling receptor complex
Molecular function (GO): protein binding; transmembrane receptor protein tyrosine kinase activity; ATP binding
Source: RefSeq, a predicted model, not a curated record